Molecule: messenger RNA, 810 nt
Organism: Caenorhabditis remanei
Lineage: Eukaryota; Metazoa; Nematoda; Chromadorea; Rhabditida; Rhabditidae
Exons: 6
Coding region: 1-810 (269 amino acids)
Source: RefSeq, a predicted model, not a curated record
AUGGAUACAGAAGAAAAAACUGGACUAUCUCCAGAGGUUCUCGGUGUAAUCAAAAAAGAAGUAAAAGCAGCAGCGUUAGAAUUUGAAGACAGUGCGUUUGGAUAUGCCAAAAAAACCGUAUUCAUGGAUUUCGGAAAGGGUCGUAUUUUAAAACAGGAGAAAUCCCAACAAUCCAAAACUACACUGGCAAUGUUUAUUUAUGUUCUGCUAGCUUGCACUUCCGGAUUCAUCACGUAUAAUGAGUCUUAUGAUUCAAAAACAGUCAUGGCAUUGGCCGCGACUGCAGUUCUAAUCCUUCCAUUCUUUGGCUGGAAUCUAAUUGAAUGGGAGAAGUCGUUGAAAGAACUCGUCACUCAGUGCGAGAAGUUGGAAUCACUUAUCUCAUCCAACCGAAUGAAACGAAUUACGUUCACCCAUAAAGAGCAAAUGAAAAAUCGUAUGAAAUUGAUAGCGGAACCUGUUUGGAAAGCACUGUUAACAUAUAUCCUCUUCGACGGUCUGUUCUUCCUCUCGAUAUUCUGUUCACAUCAAUACGCAAGAAAUCAUCGUCUUGAUGCCCAAUCGGAUACCUACAAGACAUUGGAUGUGGCUUGUUACUACUUAGCUUUUUUCGUUUUUCUCUUCAAACGAUCCUCUAUUUCCCAUCUUGAUCAAGAGUGGAACACAGGUAGAAAGAAGCUUCAGGAAUCCUAUACGGAAUAUUCACAUGUAGCUGAACAAACAGAAGAAUAUUUUGAUCAGCAGAGAGAUGAAGCUGCAAGGAAAGAUCAAGAAGAACAAGAAGAAAAAGAUUAUGAGAUUAUCUCUUAA